Messenger RNA from Beta vulgaris subsp. vulgaris (sugar beet), 1827 nucleotides. Its product is annotated as ribosomal lysine N-methyltransferase 4. The record is from RefSeq and is a predicted model, not a curated record. Gene Ontology annotation, biological process: peptidyl-lysine monomethylation. Gene Ontology annotation, molecular function: protein-lysine N-methyltransferase activity; protein binding. The coding region runs from base 122 to 1531 and encodes 469 amino acids. NCBI's taxonomy places the organism in Eukaryota, Viridiplantae, Streptophyta, Magnoliopsida, Caryophyllales, Amaranthaceae. The transcript has 15 exons.
UAAAUGCGUACAUGUUUAAUAUAAUGACAUGAAGACGAAUUAUAACUCAAAGUGAAAUUUCUCGAAUUUUGUUUGGAUGACUUGUAUUUGAGUCGAAGAGUAACUCAGAGUUGAGCUUAGAAUGGGUUCAACCACACGAGCUGUGAAUUUCUCGAAUUUUCCACGCUCGGUUCUCACUCUCUAUCAUCAUCUUCUCGUCAGACUUCAACAACACAGUGCUUCUCCUAACAGGUUAAAGGUUUCGAAGUGUCGAGAUGAAAAUUGCGAUGAUUUUUUGCCCUGGUUGGAGAAGAAGGCUGGAGCACAGGUUUCUUCCGUGCUUUCUAUUGGAAAAUCUGAUUAUGGAAGGUCCCUGUUUGCUUGUAAGACCAUACAAGCUGGAGAUUGCCUACUGAAAGUUCCUUUCACUGCGCAAAUAUCUCCGGACAAUGUCCUUCCUGAAAUCAAGCCCUUGCUCGCUGAUGCUGUAGGAACUGUAGCAAAACUUGCAGUUGUAAUUCUAGUUGAGCAGAAAAAAGGUCAGAGUUCUGAAUGGGCUCCUUACAUCUCUCGUCUUCCUCGGCAUGGAGAGUUGCAUAGCACGAUAUUUUGGUGCGAAAACGAGUUGGAAAUGAUACGACAAAGUUCACUAUACCAGGAGACAAUUAACCAAGAAGCUAAAAUUAGAAAAGAUUAUUUGGCCAUUAAACCAGCUUUUGAUCACUUUUCUGAAGUAUUUAAGGCUGUCAAAUUUGAGGACUUCAAACAUGCCUAUGCUUUAGUUGCUUCUCGAGCAUGGGAAAGCAUGCAAGGACAAUCGCUGAUUCCAUUUGCGGACUUUUCAAAUCAUGAUGGACUCUCUGAGUCUGUUGUUCUAUGUGAUGAAAAAGAACAAGUGUCGGAGGUUAUCGCUGAUCGGGAUUAUGUUCCAGGUGAAGAGGUUUUAAUACGUUAUGGAAAGUUUCCAAACUCAAUGCUUUUGUUGCACUUUGGAUUUACAGCUCCAUGUAACAUUUAUGACCAGGUUUGCGUGCAUGUUGAUAUACCUUACAAUGAUAAUUUACGAGAAAUGAAGUUGGAUCUUCUGCAAAAGUGUUGUUUGCCAAAGGUCAAGGAUGCAAACAUCAGUUCUUCGGGUGGCUCUUUUGUGAUAAAGGAAGUGAGGUCAUCUAGAGGAAAAGGAAAAGGAAUUCCACAGUCACUCCGUGCAUUUUCUCGUGUCCUGUGUUGUACCUCUGCUCAAGAGCUGACUGACCUUGCUGUGGAAGCUGUUCAAGGUGAUGGCCGGCUGGCACGACGUCCUUUGGUUAAGAGGAGCUUGGAGAUACGGGCACAUGAGAUCUUGCUCUCGCUAAUAGAUGAGUUGAUUCAGAAAUAUAAUAUGUCAAUUUCUGCUCUACACGUUCUAGAAUCCACCAACUGCAGGAAGUUUGCUAUCAGACGGCAAAUGGCUCUAGAUCUUCUCACUGGGGAGGUUCGUGUCCUGAGAUCUGCUUCUGCAUGGCUGAAGAAUUAUUGUGAGUCUUAUCCAGAGCAAGCAAAACCAUUGUAAACCCUUCACAUAUACAGCCACAAUGAUGAAUGACAAUUCAAAUCAUAGAUAUCAAAGCUGCAUGUGCGAUGUUGAAUGAUGAGAUUUGUUGUAGGAAUUGUGGUGACCAUGGUCAUUUUUUUGAUCUAAAUCAUCCAACGGAGUCCAAGAAUAUCUAACAUGUGGUAAAUAUGAAAACAUUGUACAUGACUUCAGAAGUUUGCGAUGUAUCUAACAUUUUGUCAUAUGUAGAUGUAUCUCAUAUUUGAUCAUAUGUAAAUGGUACGAAGGAUUGCUGAAGGAGAAUUCCUAAUGUA